Molecule: messenger RNA, 801 nt
Organism: Geodia barretti
Lineage: Eukaryota; Metazoa; Porifera; Demospongiae; Tetractinellida; Geodiidae
Source: the annotation of a GenBank genome assembly
AUGUUCGUACGGCGCGACCUCACCGAUUCAGUUGAAACCCGCGAAGGCAAUAUGCACUUCGUUAAACAGGGCACCGGGUAUCCGCUGGUGAUGCUACACCCGCUGGGCACAUCGACCUGGGCGUGGAGCACCGUCAUUGACGCCCUCAGCCAACACUACACCUGCUAUGCCUUCGAUAUGAUGGGGCAUGGGGAGUCCGACAAACCCACCCGGCACUUCAACAUUCCCGACUACGCCCAGGCCCUCGACGACGCCUGCCAGGUUCUUAACAUACACCGCGGCCACUACGUGGGUAAUUCGGUGGGCGCAGUGUUGGCCACCGAAAUGGCUGCCACCUACCCCGACCGGCUGGACAAACUCGUCCUGGUUGGCGCGCCGGUUUGGGAUGCGCGAACCGCCCCCCAGCGCAUUGCCGAGGCUGCCGCCGGUUACGACGGGGAUGGUAUGCCGGUGCCGCGCAGCGCAGAACAGCUCAAGGAGGCCACCACCUUCGCCGAGCCGCGGCCCGAAUGGGUGGACGCCACCAACGGCACCCGCGCGCAGGCCGGAGUCUGGGUACAGAAGCUGCACCAGUCGUUGGCCUGGUAUGACAUCAUGACCCGCCUGCCCCGCAUCACCGCCAGGGAAACCCUGGUGCUCUACGGCGAGCUCGACCGUUUGCGGGAUGGCGAAGAACUGCUCCACAACAACAUCGUGCGGGCCCGCAAGCACAUCAUGCCCGGAGUGGGCCAUAUUCCACAGAUCGAAGAUCCCGAAGGAUUUGUGGACGCGGUGGUUUCCUUCCUGAAACCGGGCGCCUGA